AUGUUCUCCAACAGAAGUGAAUAUUUGACUCGAAUAUUAACUGAACUAAAAGUUGGUUCAAUGUUAACAAAACGAAAACGUAAUGGAGAAAAAUAUUCCCGUCGAUUCUUUCUUGAUGAACAUGAAAGUUUUAUCUCAUAUCAUCAAUCGGAAAAAGUUUUUGCUCAAUCACAUCGCUAUUAUAUUCACGAAAUAGAUGAAAUUCGUGCUGGUUUUCAUACACGAACAUUUGACCGACUUGUUCGACGUGAAUUUGUUGAACCAACUGAUGAACAAGUUGCAUUCUCCAUCUUUUAUAACAAUUAUCGAGAUGAACUUCAUUUGAUGGCAACUAAUGAACGAACAAAGAAUAUAUGGAUACAAGGAUUACAAUAUUUGAUAGAUUUACAUGCAAAAAAAAGACAGCAACAUGUUCUUAGUGAGACUAAUUGGAUUCUUAGUUAUUUUCGUUUGGCUGACAAAGAUAAAUCAGGUACAUUAACAAAACGUGAAUGUCGUCGAUUACUGACAGAUUCACUAAAUGCAAAAGUACCAGAAGAUGUUUUUGAAAAACUUUUUCAAGAAACAGAUAUAAGUGGUGAAGGUCUUUUGAAUCCAGAUGAAUUUAUAAAUUUCUUUCGUGUUUUGACUCGUCGAAUUGAUCUUUAUGAAGUCAUGCAAAAAUAUGUGAAAAAUGUUGAUCAACAAACGAUCGAUACAAUUUGUAUGAAUAUUAAUGAACUUUUAUAUUUUCUUCGAACUGUUCAAAAUCAAACAAUAAUAAAAUAUCAAUCAAAACAAAACAAAAAUAGCUUUUCACUUCUACCAAUUGCAACACACGAGCAAGUACAAGAAUUAAUUAAUGAAUAUGAACCAAAUAUUGAAUUACAAGAAAAAGGUCUUCUUAGUUUAAAUGGCUUUCGAAAUCUAUUACUAUCUGAUGAUUUCUCUCUCAUGAGACCAUGGUGUUCUCGUCGAACUUAUCAAGAUAUGACAAGACCAUUAAAUGAUUAUUAUAUAAACACUUCACACAAUACUUAUCUAUUUAAUACUCAAGUAUCCGGUGAAAGUAAUCCAGAAGCAUACAAUCGAGCAUUACGAGCUGGUUGUCGAGCAGUUGAAAUUGAUUGUUAUGACGGUGAUGAUGGUCAACCUAUAGUUAAACAUCGAUAUACAUUUGUUAAAUCAUGUCGUUUUGAAUCAAUUAUUCGUUUUAUCGAACCAAAUCUUUUCAAGACAUCACCAUAUCCUGUAAUCCUUGAUCUUGAAAAUCAUUGUUCAAUCGGACAACAAAUUCAAAUGGCUCAAAUUUUAAAACAAAUUCUUGAAGAUCGUUUAAUUAUUGAAUCUUCAACUGCAAAAGUUUCAUGCGUAUUACCAUCACCAGAAGAUCUCAAAUACAAAGUUAUUGUUCGAGGUAUAAAAAUACCAAUAUCAACAACAUCUCCUAAAUUAUCACAGCAACAAGAAAUCGAUCAAAAUAAUUCUGUUCUCAAUCGACAUAACACAGUAUUUUCAUUGAUAUUAUUUCACUAA
Messenger RNA from Rotaria sp. Silwood1, 1515 nucleotides. The record is from the annotation of a GenBank genome assembly. NCBI's taxonomy places the organism in Eukaryota, Metazoa, Rotifera, Eurotatoria, Philodinida, Philodinidae.